Messenger RNA from Pseudogymnoascus verrucosus, 402 nucleotides. RefSeq lists its product as uncharacterized. The record is from RefSeq and is a predicted model, not a curated record. The transcript is spliced from 2 exons. Bases 1 to 402 code for a protein of 133 amino acids. Lineage: Eukaryota; Fungi; Ascomycota; Leotiomycetes; Thelebolales; Thelebolaceae.
AUGUCAGACGGACAAGAAGACAAAGCGGACGCCCCACAGGGGUAUAACAACAAUGACGCUGCAUACAAAUCUGAAAGCGAGUCUGACAACAUCAACGAUGGCAAUGCUGUCACGAAAGGCAAAGCCAAUAACCAGGGCCAAAAAUCAAAAUCACUCUAUCAAGCCCGAGCCCAACGUCAGGAGGCAGCUCGUAACGGCAACGCGGCACAGCCAUCGCGCGACGAAGCUAGAGAAAAGAUGGGGUAUAGGGCAGCGGCGAUCAGGGAGUCGAGGAUCAAAGACCGGCCUGUGAAUAAGAAAGCGUCGGAUAGCGCGCUUAAGAUUAAGAUCGAGCUUGAUCUAGAGGUUGAAGUGGAUUUGUAUGCGAGGGUGAAGGGUGAUGUUACUAUUGGGUUGAUGUAG